Messenger RNA from Juglans regia (Persian walnut), 2474 nucleotides. Its product is annotated as probable LRR receptor-like serine/threonine-protein kinase At5g63710. The transcript has 13 exons. Gene Ontology annotation, biological process: protein phosphorylation. Gene Ontology annotation, molecular function: protein binding; ATP binding; protein kinase activity. Bases 135 to 1901 code for a protein of 588 amino acids. NCBI's taxonomy places the organism in Eukaryota, Viridiplantae, Streptophyta, Magnoliopsida, Fagales, Juglandaceae. The record is from RefSeq and is a predicted model, not a curated record.
GAAGUGACUCCUCGAGUCCGACCGAGAGUCUCUGCUCUUAGAAAAGGCUUAAAGCUACAAUAAUGGAGAUAUUAUCAAACUAAAAGCAGAGUGACCCAUUAAUUAGUGGGAUUCUCAUUCUCUUUCCAUUACCAAUGCACCAAGUAGCUUCCAUAUUCCAUGCCAUUAGCCUUCCCAGGAUUGAUUUUCAUGAUGAUCUUGGAAAUCAUACUCGAUGUCUCCCUCUUCUUCUACUCUGGCAUAUUUUCUUUUGGUGGGUUGCAACAGCCAUGGCUGAAACAAAGUUCCAGAAACUGGGCAGGAGGUCACCAAGCGAAUACUCCUUGGAAGUUGAGGACUGUUGCAUGUUUGGAAAUGUUAUAAGCUGGCAUCCUCUAAAGCUAACCAUAUGCUGGCUAGUACUCCUCAUUUUGCUAACCAUCAGUUACUCAUCCAAAGAACCUGAUGUGGAAGGUGAAGCUUUGAUCGAUUUUCUGAAGGUGCUCAAUGAUUCUAAAAGUCAAAUAUCAGAUUGGAAUUAUAAUUUAGUGAGUCCGUGCUUUAGUUGGUCCCACAUCACCUGUAGGAAUGGAAACGUCAUAUCACUGAGCCUGGGUUCAAAGGGAUUUUCAGGAACGCUUUCACCCUCAAUUACCAAACUGAAAUUUUUGGUUAGCUUGGAAUUACAGGACAAUAAUUUAUCUGGUGUACUACCUGACUACCUUGCCAGCAUGGCUCAACUUCAAAACCUAAAUCUUGCUAAUAAUAAUUUCAGUGGCUCUAUUCCUACCACUUGGGGUCAGCUUCCCAGUCUAAAGCAUUUGGUAUUGAGGGGAAACCACUUGUCUGGAACCAUUCCCGAUUCAAUUGCAAAUAUUACUGGGUUGACAGAACUGGAUCUUUCAUCCAAUGAUUUAUCCGGAAGAAUCCCUGUGCAACUAUUUUCGAUUCUAUCAUUUAAUUUUACAGGAACCCGUCUUACUUGUGACCCUGGAAUGGAGCAACCUUGUGUUUCUCGCCCUCCGCUUCCAGUUUCAACCAGAAAAUCAAAACUUGGAGUGGUAGUAACUUCUGCAAGUUGUGGUGCAUUCCUACUCUUGUCACUUGGGGCUAUGUUUGCAUACCUUCACCAUUAUGUGCACAAACUCAAACAUGAUGUGUUUGUUGAUGUUGCGGGUGAAGAUGAUCGUAAAAUCUCCUUCAGCCAACUGAGAAGAUUUUCUUUGCGUGAACUCCAACUUGCAACUGAAAAUUUCAGUGAAAGCAACAUGAUUGGACAAGGAGGCUUUGGAAAAGUUUACAAAGGUGUCCUCUCAGACAACACAAAGGUUGCUGUUAAACGCCUUACAGAUUAUAACAGUCCUGGUGGAGAGGCUGCAUUCCAAAGAGAGGUUCAACUUAUAAGUGUUGCAGUUCACAGGAAUCUAUUGCAGUUGAUAGGAUUUUGUACAACCUCGUCGGAGAGGAUCCUUGUUUAUCCAUUCAUGCAAAAUCUUAGUGUUGCAUACCGCUUAAGAGAAUUGAAACCUGGGGAGAAGGGCUUGGACUGGCCAACAAGGAAACGUGUGGCUUUUGGUGCAGCCCAUGGCUUGGAGUAUCUACAUGAGCAUUGUAAUCCUAAGAUCAUACAUCGUGAUCUAAAGGCUGCAAAUAUCCUAUUAGAUGAUGAUUUUGAAGCUGUUCUUGGGGAUUUUGGGCUCGCAAAGCUGGUUGAUACAAAAUUGACCCAUGUUACCACUCAAGUUCGUGGAACCAUGGGUCACAUUGCCCCAGAAUAUUUGCACACAGGAAAAUCUUCAGAAAAGACAGAUGUCUUUGGAUAUGGCAUAACUCUUCUCGAACUUGUCACUGGUCAGCGUGCAGUAGAUUUAUCUCGCCUUGAUGAGGAAGAGAAUGUUCUUCUGCUUGAUCAUAUUAUUUGACAGAUCAAGAAGUUGCAGAGAGAGAAUAGGCUAGAUGACAUUGUGGAUGGGAACUUGAAGACUUAUGAUCCCAAAGAAGUUGGGACUCUUGUUCAGGUUGCAUUGCUGUGCACUCAAAACUCACCCGAGGACCGUCCGACAAUGGCGGAAGUGGUACAAAUGCUGCGGGGAGUGGGUCUGGCAGAUAGAUGGGCAGAGUGGGAGCAGCUUGAAGAAGUAAGGAAUCAAGAGUCCUUCCUAGUGUCUCAUAACUUUCCUUGGGUUGAAGAGACAACGCACGAUCCAGAAGCUAUACAGUUGUCCAGGGCGAGAUAGAUAGGGGGCAUCUACACCUGAAAAUCAAAUUUGAAAUGAACCUUUUGGAAGCAUAUGGUUCUAAUAUUGUAUAUCUCAUUACAAAGAAUACAUGCAUAAAGAAAGAAAGAACAAGGAAGCCAUGUGUGGGAGGGAGAGGGAAUCUUGCCAUGGCCAUGUAUCUAUUACACCCGAUACCUGUGUUUUGCAGUAUUAACUAUGUUUGCUAACUUUGGUCGUUUAGAAUACUUCUACAGCUUCAUUCACUCUGCAACUGUA